This is a messenger RNA of Telopea speciosissima, 2012 nucleotides long. Its product is annotated as probable inactive purple acid phosphatase 1. The coding region runs from base 30 to 1877 and encodes 615 amino acids. The transcript is spliced from 13 exons. NCBI's taxonomy places the organism in Eukaryota, Viridiplantae, Streptophyta, Magnoliopsida, Proteales, Proteaceae. The record is from RefSeq and is a predicted model, not a curated record. Gene Ontology annotation, molecular function: acid phosphatase activity; metal ion binding.
CUGGACACGAAGCUUCUCCAGUUAGGAAAAUGUCCAAGGUGAGGAUUUAUGGGCUGCAUUUGUUGGUAGCUCUGUUGGGUCUUCUUAGCCUUGGAGGGGCAGGGCAUACUGGGGAACAGCCUCUCUCAAAAAUUGCUAUUGAGAAGGCAACAGUUGCUAUUCAAGAAUCUGCUUAUGUGAAAGCUACACCGACUCUUCUUGGAUUGCAGGGUGAAACUAGCGAAUGGGUGACUUUAACUUACAUCUCUCCAAAUGCAUCAAAUGAUGAUUGGAUUGGUGUUUUUUCUCCUGCAAAUUCCAGUGCUUCAACAUGUGCCCCUGAAAAUGUGAGAGUUUCUCCUCCACUGCUGUGCACUGCACCCAUUAAGUAUCAAUUUGCAAAUUACUCCAAUCCGAACUACAAAGACACAGGAAAUGGAACAUUGAAGCUUCAACUGAUCAACCAGCGAGCAGACUUCUCUUUCGCACUCUUUUCUGGUGGACUCUCCAAUCCCAAGCUGAUCGCUGUCUCAAAUAUGGUAACUUUUGUGAAUCCAAAGGUACCUGUUUACCCACGCUUAGCCCAAGGGAAAGCAUGGAAUGAAAUGACUGUGACUUGGACCAGUGGAUAUGGGAUCAAUGAAGCAGAACCUUUUGUUGAAUGGGGUCCAUUAGGAGGAAAUCAAAUGCGUUCUCCAGCUGGGACAUUGACUUUCAAUCGUAACAGCAUGUGUGGUGCACCAGCAAGGACAGUGGGAUGGCGUGAUCCUGGUUUCAUACACACUAGUUUUCUGAAGGAUUUAUGGCCCAAUUCAAUGUACACGUACAAGCUAGGACAUAAAUUGUUCAAUGGUAUGUAUGUCUGGAGUCAGAUAUACCAAUUUCGGGCUUCGCCAUAUCCUGGUCAAGAUUCUUUACAGCGUGUUGUUAUUUUUGGCGAUAUGGGCAAGGCUGAAGCUGAUGGUUCCAAUGAAUAUAAUAAUUUUCAGCCUGGCUCCCUUAACACCACUAACCAGCUUAUUCAAGACUUGAAGAAUAUUGAUAUAGUUCUCCAUAUUGGAGACUUAUGUUAUGCAAAUGGAUACCUUUCACAAUGGGACCAGUUUACAUCACAGAUUGAGCCCAUUGCGUCAACCGUGCCAUACAUGGUUGGGAGUGGUAACCAUGAGCGUGACUGGCCUGGAACAGGAUCUUUCUAUGGGAAUAUGGACUCAGGAGGAGAAUGUGGUGUGCUAGCAGAGACCAUGUUUUACGUUCCUGCAGAGAACAGAGCUAAGUUCUGGUACUCCACAGAUUAUGGCAUGUUCCAUUUCUGCAUUGCUGACACUGAACAUGACUGGAGAGAGGGUACCGAGCAAUAUAAGUUUCUUGAGAGGUGCCUAGCAUCAGUUGAUAGGCAGAAGCAGCCAUGGUUAAUCUUCCUUGCGCAUCGAGUAUUGGGUUAUUCUUCUGGUGACUGGUAUGCCACGGAAGGGUCAUUCGAGGAACCCAUGGGGAGAGAAAGCCUUCAGAAACUCUGGCAGAAGUACAAGGUUGACCUGGCAGUCUAUGGUCAUGUCCACAAUUAUGAAAGAACGUGUCCAAUCUAUGAGAAUAUUUGCACAAAUGAAGAGAAGUCAUACUAUAAAGGCCCUUUAAAUGGGACCAUCCAUGUAGUUGCUGGUGGUGGAGGUGCUAGCCUUGCACAGUUCACCUCCCUCCAGACCAAGUGGAGUUAUUACAGAGACUAUGACUUUGGAUUCAUAAAGCUCACAGCAUUUGACCAUUCAAACCUGCUGUUCGAAUACAAGAAGAGCAGCGACGGGAAGGUCUAUGACUCCUUCAGAAUCUCACGGGAUUAUCGGGACAUCUUAGCCUGUACAGUAGAUAGUUGCCCAAGUAUGACAUUGGCUUCUUGAUGUGGGAAUGAAGUUCAAAUCUAAUCAGGAGUGCUUGAUAGCCCUGUUUCCUUACCUGAAGAUGUAUUUAAAUGCUGGUGGCCUCUUGUUUCAAUCUGUGAGGAGCUGGGAUUUUGUCAGGAAAAUUGAAUGCCA